GUCCGUGUCUCCCUGAUCUUUCUGAAAAUUUGCACAUCGGGCGCCACGAACGCCUUGUUCUUUUCGAGCAACUCCCCACUCGAAGGCUCGGAUCCGAAAUGUUGGACGCCGAAGGAUUACUUCCGGAGACUUGUGACGAACACCAUUGUGGGUUUCCUUGCUGCUUUCCUGGGCGACUGCGUUGUCUUCACCCUCUUUCUCCUCCAAGUUCGCAAGCCCAUUGAAAAGCGGCAGUGGUCGGAGAGGGCGAUUAGUCGGCAGAUCGCCACUUGGCGCUGCAAAGGCUUCUGCUUCUGGUUCAUUUGGCUAUUCUACUCGGGCACAUGCGUGUUCUACGUCAUGAUCUUCCUCGCCAAUGUACGGUUGGUGGAUGCACAUGACUGGUACCAGAGCACCGGUAUGAGCUUGCUGCAGGACUUGUUCGUGCUCCCUCUCACCACGGCUGUCGCUAUGGGCAGUUUGGCAACCUUGGCCCUCAGAAGCCGAGGUGUGAGGGCGAAGGUUGAAUCGAGGUGGUUUGAAGACGAUAACGUGCAGGAGGAGCCCCAGGAGGAACCUGAGCUGGAGCCAGGAGCAGUCAUCGUGGAUACCGGCGCUGUCCCUGUGAGCCCAGGGAGUCCAUCGCCCAACUCUGUGAAGGCCGACGGUCGACCUACAAAGGCGCCAGACUUCGACGACGUCUUGCCAGGGAUGCCCAUGGAGAGCUCAUGA
Messenger RNA from Symbiodinium necroappetens, 711 nucleotides. Lineage: Eukaryota; Dinophyceae; Suessiales; Symbiodiniaceae. The record is from the annotation of a GenBank genome assembly.